Molecule: messenger RNA, 3505 nt
Organism: Conger conger (European conger)
Lineage: Eukaryota; Metazoa; Chordata; Actinopteri; Anguilliformes; Congridae
Gene: pou3f2b
Product: POU class 3 homeobox 2b
Exons: 1
Biological process (GO): brain development; regulation of transcription by RNA polymerase II
Cellular component (GO): nucleus
Molecular function (GO): DNA-binding transcription factor activity, RNA polymerase II-specific; RNA polymerase II cis-regulatory region sequence-specific DNA binding
Source: RefSeq, a predicted model, not a curated record
AUGAACAGGCAGUUGUUAGGGGCAACUACGUCUGUCAACUGUUUGUAGCCAAUAAAUUGCUCGGCAAGGCGGAGCUCAGGUGCGCGCUGCUGCGUCCACUUGGCGAGGAGCCUGGGAGACGCCUGUGGCAAAAAAGUAACUGUCAAAUGUGCGGCUCCUUUAAUAAGAGCGAUCAGUCCGGCUCCGAGAGUCAUGGCGACCACAGCAUCUACUCAUUACAAUAUCCUCACCUCCAGCUCGUCCAUCGUGCACUCGGAGCCCGGGAGCAUGCAGCAAGCGACGGUGUACAGAGAUGCACAGACUCUGUUGCAAAGCGACUAUACACUGCAGAGUAACAGUCAUCCGCUCAGCCACGCACACCAGUGGAUAACGGCGCUGUCACACGGAGAGGGGGCUCCGUGGUCCUCCAGUCCCCUUAGCGAUCAAGACAUAAAACCUGCGGUGCAGAGCAGCAGAGACGAGCUGCACAACUCCAGCAGUUUGCAGCACCAGCCACGACCGCCUCAUCUGGCGCACCAGCCGCAUGGGACCCACCAGGACGCUCGGGCAUGGAGAACGACUUCUGCUGCGCACAUACCGAGCAUGGCAACCCCGAACGGACAGAGCCUCAUCUACUCCCAGCCUGGCUUCAGUGUGAAUGGCUUGAUUCCGGGCAGCGGACAGGGAAUGCACCAUCACACCCUCAGAGACUCACACGAAGACCACCACAGCCCGCAUCUCAGCGACCACGGACACCAGCCCUCCCAGCUUCAGCACCAGCAGCAUCAGAACCACCACGAACACUCCGACGAAGAUACGCCGACCUCGGACGACUUGGAACAAUUCGCCAAGCAGUUUAAACAACGCAGAAUCAAACUGGGCUUUACACAAGCGGAUGUCGGGCUAGCCUUGGGCACACUGUAUGGAAACGUGUUCUCCCAGACCACGAUCUGCAGAUUCGAGGCCCUGCAACUCAGCUUUAAGAACAUGUGCAAGCUCAAGCCUUUGCUAAACAAGUGGUUGGAAGAAGCAGACUCAACCUCUGGGAGUCCGACCAGCUUGGACAAGAUUGCUGCACAGGGCAGAAAGAGAAAGAAGCGGACGUCUAUCGAGGUGAGCGUGAAGGGGGCUCUGGAGAGCCAUUUCCUAAAGUGCCCCAAACCAGCUGCUUCGGAGAUUACUUCACUGGCGGACAGUCUUCACCUGGAAAAGGAGGUGGUCAGGGUUUGGUUUUGUAACAGAAGACAAAAAGAGAAACGUAUGACUCCUCCAGGCGGACCUCUCCCUGGGACCGAGGAUGUGUUUGGAGACACGCCACCACAUCAUGGGGUCCAGACACCGGUACAGUGAACAACAGCGGACUGCUAAAACUGUUUUGUGAAUGUCUCUGUUUUCAUUCCUCCUGUAAUGAACUCCUAAGCACUGGACUAUCCUAAGCGAAUACCGGUGCUUUGUGUUUGACUGUACACGGGAAGCCCACACGCAAAGUGAGUAUCACAACAAGGUAAAUAAGGAGCCACUCAGUAGAGCAGUCGUGUUCCUAAAAAGCUAGAUGUUGUGUAACGAUAACCAGCACUGUGAUACCGCGCGGUUUUAAGGUGUAACCUCAUUGUGGAAAGAACGCCAAUAACAGCCUCGAGGUUUCUUUAAGGUUUACAUAUAUUGCUUUUAAAUCAUUGCAUAAUUUUGUACAGGAUCCAAAUGCGUGAUGUAGUCAAUGAAAACAUUCAGAGAGCCACGUUAGGAAAACAAACCCCAUCUUAAAAAAAAAAAAUCAACUUGCAACUGGGGUUGCGCUUGGGCCGAUUGCACCUGCCAGUUAUCUGUCCCUAGUGACCAUGCUAUUAACCAGAGAGGUAAUCAGAGAUGCGCAGAAUGUAUUAUUAUUAUUAUUAUUAUUAUUAUUAUUAUUAUUAUUAUUAUUAUUAUUUGUUUUAUAAUAAUAGUAAUAAUAAUUUUAAAAAAUACUGCCUUUACGUUGAAGUCCGGGAAACACGAGUUUUUCCAGGAUUUUUUAAAGCAUGGAUGCAUAAACACCGAGCCAGUGAGUCGAUCAUCUAUUUCAGAAUUAUCGCGGUGCAGUAAUAAAACACACAAAGGCUGCCAAAACCGAGCUCCGCGCCACGCGCCAGCAGCUCGAAACAGGUCAAGCAGGGGCUAUGUGGCAAAGGAAAUCUGUCUCGUUUCACGUGCGAGAUAUUUCAAUACAGAGAAUUUUGACAGAAAAAAUUGUAAUGAAUUUUGUAAAUAUUGUAUAUUUUCAACAAAGUCAUGGCUUCGUUUCCUUUACACUGGGGCACUUUUUCUUUAAAUGGUUUUUAAAAAAAACAAGAUAGCUGUUCAAUUAUUUUUUUAUCCAAAAUGGCUUGACAUAAUUUUCUAUUCGGUUUUCUUACAUUAUAUUUUUAUUUAUGGCAAUUUAUAGCAGUAAUAAUGCUUGCAAUUUCAAGUAUAAUAUGUUGCCGCUACAGUUUGUUUUGUUCGACUGAUAUUUUGUAGCCUAUAGGGAGUAAUGGCUUCUCUGUUUAUGCUCCUGUCACUGACUUUCAUGAUAUUGCGUGGGCAUUAUCUGUGCAUAUUAAAAUGUCACCUAAACCUGAAGUUUCCAGAGAAAAGGGUGGAAAGAUUCAAAUGAUUGGCAACAAAACAGUGAUGUAAGAGAGCGGCUGUGUUACAGUAUAUCUCUAUUUAAUGUAUACGUAUACAUAACUCCUUUAAGGAAAAAUAUUACAUUUUUUAUUUUAUGUCCGAAUUCUUUAAUGUCUGACACCGUUGUAAUAUUAUUAUUAUUAUUAUUAUUAUUAUUAUUAUUAUUAUUAUUAUUAUUAUUCACAGCCAUUUUGUUCAUUUUUCCUUUUUGUAAGUACUGAUGCGUUACUCGGGGGAAGUGGUUGUCUGGUAAUGAGAUUGUAAUUUAUUUAAGUAGCCUUUAGAGGUAAAAUCAGGUUUUAUAGGUUUUUAUCAAAACGGAUUGACAACAAAUAGGAUUAUGAGGGUAUAGGCUCAGAAAAAAGGAUCUACAUUAUUUUUUUCUAUUGUGGCAUCACGAGCGGGUUUACCAUCACUGCUGUGUGUAAAUUUGUCUUUUCAAUUACGCCCUGAAUGGUUGUUGCUAUAUUUCUCUUUAUGUCCACAGUAUUUCCCAGGGAGAUAUGUUCACAUCAUAUUGAGGUGGCUUGGUUCGCGCUAGUUCUUUAAAAGAGAAACAAAACAAACGGUAGCCUACAUCUGUACCGCCUGGCACCGGUUCUUUCAUCUGUAGCUUUAAUUAAUUAUUCAAUUAUUUCAUUCGUUGAAAAAUCCUGUGGGGUGUAUUUUUUCUUGUUGCUGAUGUUUUAUUAUUUUUUCCUUUUUUUUUUCUUUGUUACAUUUUCUAUCAGAUUUUGGUUAAUCUGAAUGAACUUGUGGGGAAAUAAAACAACUCAGAGUCAUUCAUGAUAAAUCAAUGUUUAAGUAAUAUUUUAUUACUGACAUAACCAAGAAUUGCACAUUUUAUGGUCUUGACAUUAAAAUGUUUUUUUCAUUA